This is a messenger RNA of Cucurbitaria berberidis CBS 394.84, 1640 nucleotides long. RefSeq names its product PCI-domain-containing protein. Gene Ontology annotation, molecular function: structural molecule activity; protein binding. Lineage: Eukaryota; Fungi; Ascomycota; Dothideomycetes; Pleosporales; Cucurbitariaceae. The record is from RefSeq and is a predicted model, not a curated record. The transcript is spliced from 2 exons. Gene Ontology annotation, biological process: ubiquitin-dependent protein catabolic process. Bases 121 to 1392 code for a protein of 423 amino acids. Gene Ontology annotation, cellular component: proteasome regulatory particle, lid subcomplex.
UGGCCAUCACCAAAUAUAAACCAAACUACGCCACCUCGCCGCCUAUACCGUGUCUCAUCCCGCUCCUCUACCUGCCUCCAAGAACGCUCUCUGAAAACAUCCACACUCCAUAACCCCAACAUGGCCGUCGCCGACACGAGCACACGGAUAGCGGAGGCGCAGAAGCUGGCCAAGUCAGAUGCCUCCCAGGCCGAGAAGAUAUACAAAGAUGUGCUCUCCACAGACCCGGGCUCCAACGAGACCGCCAUCAAGAACUACGAGACCGCCUUGGUCGGACUGGGGGAGCUGUUCCGCGAUCAGAAGCGAGUUGAUGCCCUGGCGGAGCUGGUACGGCAGGCGCGUUCAGUGCUGUCCUCGUUCGCCAAAGCAAAGACAGCGAAGCUGGUCCGACAGCUCCUUGACCUCUUCACUGCCAUCCCAAACACCACCGACACCCAAAUCGAAGUCACAAAAUCAUGCAUAGAGUGGGCUGUGUCCGAGCGGAGGGGCUUCCUACGGCAAAAUUUGGAAACUCGGCUCGUCUCCCUGUACAUGGCAAAGCAGUCCUACUACGAGGCCUUGGCCCUUAUCAACAGUCUGCUCAAGGAGCUGAAGCGCCUGGACGACAAGCUGGUCCUAGUCGAGGUACAACUUCUAGAGUCGAGGGUUUACCAUGCGUUAGGCAACAUCCCGAAAGGCCGCGCCGCGCUCACCUCCGCACGAACAUCAGCCGCGUCAGUCUACACCCCGCCAUUGCUACAGGCAGGACUGGACAUGCAGAGUGGCAUGCUGCAUGCAGAGGACGGUGACUUCAACACGUCCUUUUCGUACUUCAUCGAGGCUAUGGAGGGAUACCACUCGCAGGAUGAGGAGCAGAAGGCGACGUCAGCCCUCCAGUACAUGCUGCUCUGCAAGAUCAUGCUCAACCUUGGGGACGAUGUGUCAUCACUCAUGGCCUCGAAGCACGCCAUCAAGUACGCCGGGAAGCGGUUAGACGCGAUGAAGGCCGUAGCGCGAGCGCACACGAACCGCAGUCUGGAGGAGUACGAAACAGCCUUGACCGAGUACCGUCAGCAGCUUGGGAGCGACCGCUUCAUCACAAGCCAUCUCCGGCGCUUGUACGACAACAUGUUAGAGCAGAAUCUUAUCAAGGUGAUCGAGCCCUUUAGUAGGGUAGAGAUUGACCAUGUCGCGAAGAUGGUCGGACUCGACAUGGUACAGGUCGAGCGCAAGCUCUCGCAGAUGAUCCUAGACAAGGUUAUCAUCGGAGUUCUAGAUCAGGGUGCCGGGUGCCUCAUCGUCUACGACGAGUCCGAGCGUGACCAGGGCUAUGAUGCGGCGCUGGGGACCAUUGAGAAGCUCAGCAACGUUGUUGAUGUGUUGUACACCAACCAGGCGUCGCUACUGGAGUGAGCUAAACGGCUCUUAGCCAAGGCAGACGAUGAAGCAUUGAAGACGUAGCACUUCCGAUGGCUUUCCUGAGGCUUUGUACCAUAGUAGCAUAGACAGUCUGACACAGCGCAGCCGGCAUAGUAAUGAUACAUGAUCCAAGUGACAACCAAGACGACGAAUUUAAACCACAGCGUGCGAUACAACUCCCUCGCUUUUCAUAGCGCCCUUUGGGAUGCUAAUGUCAGUUGAUAGGUGACGUGCAUGCCCCG